Spodoptera littoralis (African cotton leafworm) is the source of this 3162-nucleotide messenger RNA. The record is from the annotation of a GenBank genome assembly. NCBI's taxonomy places the organism in Eukaryota, Metazoa, Arthropoda, Insecta, Lepidoptera, Noctuidae.
AUGGCAGAUUCUUUCUUCGGGUUCGAUACUUCGUUAUCGAACUUAAAUGAUGAUGAAGGAGGUGGGGAGCCCUCAGAAGACGAAUAUGACGCGCUUAAUGACGAGACCUUCGGUCAAGGUUCUGACGAGUUCGACUGGGAGGUGGAACAUGAACAGCUGGCGGAACAGCUGGAGAGCAGCCGCAGACAUCAUGGCGGCAUCGACGACCUCGCCAACACACAGCUCGAGGCAUCGCUAUCCCAGCUAGUGCUGGACGAGACGGACGCGCCGCAGUCAAGGACUAUCGGCUCCAGUGUAUGGAAACAUGACCCUAUCUUCCCGAGCGCGCCCACACCUGUACAAGGACUUAAGAAUGUAUGCACAGUGGAGGAGUUGGAGCGUCAGCUGCGACAGAAGCAGGCGCAGCCUUCUUUCAACCAGAACUACUUCCAGCCAAGAUUUCCACCGGUGAUACUACAAAGGCCGCCUGGUUUGCAGGCGCCCGUACCAUUACCAUUCGCACCACAACAACCAAUGUCCCACGGCAUGAACCAACCACUCAGCAAACUUAUGAACCAAAUGGGACAAAAUAACCAACUCAUACAAAACCAUGUCAAUCAACUCAAUCAAGGCGUUUCUCCUUUCAUGAAUAACCAAAUGAGUAAUCAAAUGAACAACCAAUUCCAAAAUAACCCCAUCGGUCCCGGAAAUAACCUUAUGAGUCAGUUAUCACAGAACUUAAGUGUUCACCAAAUAAGCAAUAAUCAGAUGAUGGGUCAAAAUGUCAACCAAAUGAGUCAGAAUUUAAGUAUGACACAAAGUAUGGGACAGUUGGGUCAGAAUAUGAAUCAGAUGAGUCAAAACAUGAACCAAAUGAGUCAAAUGGGUCAGAAUGUCAACCAAAUGAGUCAGAUGGGUCAGAAUGUUAACCAAAUGAGUCAAAACCAGAUGGGACAAUCUCAGAUGAGUCAAAACCAAAUGGGUCAGAGUCAGAACCAACUGGGUCAGAAUCAGAUGGGACAAAACCAGAUGAGUCAAAACCGUAUGGGUGAUAUGUCAUCAAUGUCACAGAAUAUGAAUCAAAUGGGCAACCAUUUUUCGAAUAAUCAGAUGAAUCAGAGUCAUAACCAGAUUAUGCCAAAUGGUAACCAGUUUGGGAUGAACCAGUUUCAACAUAUGAUGGGUCAGCCAAGGAUGAUGGCGCCGCCUCCUGGUAUCAACCUGCAAAGACAAAACUUUAAUUCCAAUAUUCCACAAGUUAAUCUUAAUUUUCGCCCCUCAUUACCAACAAAACCAGAGCCACCACUAGCCCAACAAAACAUGAUGAUGAACCAACAAAUGCUAAUAAAAAACCAACAACAACCACUAAACAAUAUUAAAACCUCAAACAGCAACCAAAUGAGUCAAAUGAACCAACUCAACCACGUAACCACGCAACCACAACCGAAAACCAUACAGAAACCGGCCCAGAAAGAGCAGAAAGUUCAAAAAAGUCGAGUUUAUAACAACUCUAAGAACCAAGGUCAAAGUCAAAGUCAAAAUCAAAAUUUGACUUCGCAGAAUUUGGUUCAGUUGAUUCAAAAUACGCAUCCGAUGUUGCAAUUCAACAAUAGUUAUCAUAAUGCGAAUCAUCAUCCUAUGUUGAAUAAUAGAAAUAGUGUUUUUACGAACAGCCAAUUUAAUCACCCAAUGUUCAACCAUAGGGUCAAUGGCGUUUAUAAUAAUAGACACGCGGUAAACGGAGACGACGCUAGUGGUAGUGACACUGACGAGUACGCGGGUUUGAUGACUGCGCGGGAGAAACAAUGGCUGAUCAAUAUACAGAUGCUGCAGCUUAACACCGGCACUCCUUAUAUACACGACUUCUAUUACACGGUGUUCUUAGAGAGACAAGCGAGUAAAGAAAAGGAAGGCGUAAAGGAGGCUCACAAGGCGAACCAGCAGAAUCAUCCAUUCUAUAGCGGAGGUGUAAAGCAAGAGACCCACACGCACCGCGAGCGUCACAACUCGAACCGCCACAACUCCACCAGCGAGGACACCGCCACGCCGCGGACAUACGUGCCCACGCAGUUCGAGAACUCGCUUGGGAAGCUGCAGUGUGGCAGUGUAACGGCGCCACGUAAGAUUAUCGAUGUGGAAGUAGUAGGAGCGGACGCGGCCCCAUCACGUAUGUCGAGAGCUUCUAGCGUCGCCAGUACCACGCAUCCCACUGAGGUUCCCAGAGAAAUGAAGAGGACGAAACAGUUGUUACUUGACAUAGAGGCGCUUUACUUAAUAUUAUUACGGCUGGAGGAGCUCAACGACCCUCUAGCGAUAUCCAACGCGCUUAUAUUGAAGGAAAGGGAAGAAAAACAGAAGCAACUAGAAGCAGCGCAGAAGGAGGAGAGCGAACAGCAAGAGGUAGCCAACCUGUUCCUCAAGAACAUAGAGUCUGUUCAGCGCAGGCCUAAGCAGGACAGUCCCAAGAGCGAGAGUAUUGAUAAACGACAGGUGGUAAACCUAGCAGUGAACCAGAAGCCGGCGCCCUCGAAGAACUUGCUGGACGAGGACAAGGACGACCUCGUCAACAAGAUGUUCGCCGGACUACUGCACAGCGACAGGGUGCAGCAGAUGCUCACUGUUAGGAAGGGACGGACAUUAAUAUCUCGCUUCGUGGCCCGUGUCCCCGCGUCCCACGUGCGCCUGAGGUCUCUAUGGUGCAAGUUGCUGCGAGGUCUGCCGGCCGCCGCCAGGAGGGAUCCUAAUAACUUGGCGCCAUUAGCUACGCAUUAUCGGAAUUAUAUACAAACGACAACUGGCUGGUCCCCCAUCCUGGAGUCCUGCAGCUUGCUGGCGGAGGCCUUCGAUCCUGCCAGGACACCUUACGCGUUGACUACACCUUUCACCCUAAGCUGCGUCUGCGCACUAAUGGAGAAAGCAGCGAUACUAGUAAACACGCCCGAAGCGACCUCUAAUGAGCGCCAGUGGUCGAAAUUCCUCAAAACAUUAGCCAGAGCGCUCAAAAACACAACUUUAAACGUGGCUAGACCUCUGCAGCCUAUAUCUGGCAACAAAUUACUGUAUCAUAUGAAGCAACUAGAUUCGAGAAGCACUAUAGAAAUCCUACAAAGAGGUAAGACGGCGGAAUUUGCGGAUAUAUCAAAAUCUGAGGUCACUGAACAGUUACUCAAGCACCUGUGUUGA